Molecule: messenger RNA, 399 nt
Organism: Clupea harengus (Atlantic herring)
Lineage: Eukaryota; Metazoa; Chordata; Actinopteri; Clupeiformes; Clupeidae
Product: thyrotropin subunit beta-like
Exons: 2
Coding region: 1-399 (132 amino acids)
Biological process (GO): G protein-coupled receptor signaling pathway
Cellular component (GO): cytoplasm; extracellular region
Molecular function (GO): hormone activity
Source: RefSeq, a predicted model, not a curated record
AUGACAUUGUCUACCACCUUCAUCCUCUGCCUACAAGUUGGAGUGCUCCUGGGGUGCGGGUGCUUUCUGAAGAACAUCACCUUCCAUGUCAACAUGCGUGAAUGUGGGCACUGCAUGGCCCUCAACACCACUAUCUGCAGCGGCCUCUGCUAUACCCAGGACACAAACCUGAAGGAUUUCGUGGGCAAGCGCUUCUUGAUCCAGAGGGUCUGCAUGCACAGCUCUGUGGUGUACCACACGGCCAAGAUGCCAGGCUGCCCCGUGGACAUCAACCCUGUGUUCUCCUACCCCGUGGCCAGGCACUGCCGCUGUGCCAAAUGCAACACCAAAAGAAUUGAGUGUGUCCACAAGGCCAGAAGAAACACUAAUAGCUGCUCAAAGCGCUUGCCGUCGGUCUGA